Messenger RNA from Oryza brachyantha (malo sina), 2289 nucleotides. RefSeq names its product chitin elicitor receptor kinase 1. Gene Ontology annotation, molecular function: ATP binding; transmembrane receptor protein kinase activity. The record is from RefSeq and is a predicted model, not a curated record. Gene Ontology annotation, biological process: protein phosphorylation; innate immune response. NCBI's taxonomy places the organism in Eukaryota, Viridiplantae, Streptophyta, Magnoliopsida, Poales, Poaceae. Bases 91 to 2055 code for a protein of 654 amino acids. The transcript has 10 exons.
UCGAAUGGCUCCACGCUUCCGCCGCCCCGCGACUAGGGUAGUGGGCUAGGGGGGUUUCGUCUCCUCCCACCCCCCCCUCCAAACGACGCGAUGGAAGCCGCCGCCGCCGCGGUGGCGCUGCUGCUGCGGCUCCUCGUCCUCGCGGGCGCGGCGUGGGGCGCGGCGACGGCGGCGGGGGACGGGUGCGCCAAGGGGUGCGACCUCGCGCUGGCGUCGUUCUACGUGACGCCGAACGAGAACGUGACCAACAUGGCGGAGCUCUUCGGCAUCGGGGCAGCGAACUACCGCCUCCUCGCGCCCUACAACCCCAACAUCAGCAACCUCGACUUCAUCAACCAGGGCGACCGCGUCAACGUCUACUUCACCUGCGGCUGCCAAUCGCUCCCGGCCGCGCCGUCCGCCACCUACCUCGCCGGCGCCAUCCCCUUCCGCAUGUCCCGCGGCCAGACCUACGACAGCGUCGCCGGCAAGUACAACAACCUCACCUCCACGGCGUGGCUGCAGGCCACCAACAGCUACCCGCCCAACAACAUCCCCGACACCGCCACCAUCAACGUCACCGUCAACUGCUCCUGCGGCGACGCCAGCAUCUCGCCGGACUACGGGCUGUUCCUCACCUACCCGCUCAGGGACGGGGAGACGCUCGCCUCCGUCGCGGCGACCUAUGGGCUCUCGUCGCAGUUGGACGUGGUCAGGAGGUAUAACCCCGGAAUGGAGAGCGCCACGGGGAGCGGUCUCCUUUACAUACCCGUCAAAGAUCCCAGUGGAAGUUACCGACCUCUGAAAUCAUCAGGAAAAGGAGCUUCUGCAGGAGCUAUAGCAGGAGGUGUUGUAGCUGGUGUUGUUGUACUUGCGCUUGCCAUCUUCCUGUAUAUCAUACUCUCUAGGCGGAGAAAGGCAAAACAGGCCACCCUGCUUCCAUCAUCUGAAGAUUCCCAACUUGCAAGUGCAAUAUCCAUGGAUAAAGUUACACCAUCAACCACUCAAGCCAAUGGCCCUUCACCAGUUGCAGGCAUUACUGUUGACAAAUCAGUAGAGUUCUCAUUUGAAGAACUUUCUAAUGCUACACAGGGUUUUAGCAUUGGCAAUAAAAUAGGGCAAGGUGGUUUUGGCGCUGUCUAUUAUGCUGAACUUAGAGGAGAGAAAGCUGCCAUCAAGAAAAUGGACAUGCAGGCUACUCAUGAGUUCCUUGCUGAAUUAAAGGUUUUAACACAUGUUCAUCAUCUGAAUCUGGUAAGUGAUUUUUUAAUCAUUGGUACCCACCGUGCUCUUUUCUUCCAUUCUCAAUAUUUGGAAUAUUUCAUACAGGUGCGCUUGAUUGGUUAUUGCAUCGAGAGCUCUUUGUUUCUUGUCUAUGAAUUUAUCGAGAAUGGCAACUUGAGCCAACAUUUACGUGGAACUGGUUAUGAACCUUUGUCUUGGGCUGCCAGGGUCCAAAUUGCACUAGAUUCAGCAAGAGGUCUUGAAUACAUUCAUGAACAUACUGUUCCAGUGUACAUACAUCGGGACAUCAAAUCAGCAAACAUAUUGAUAGACAAGAACUACCGGGCAAAGGUUGCAGAUUUUGGUUUAACAAAGCUUACAGAAGUUGGUGGUACAUCAAUGAACCAUGGAACACGUGUUGUUGGUACAUUUGGUUACAUGCCUCCAGAGUAUGCUCGAUAUGGUGAUGUUUCCCCUAAGAUUGACGUCUAUGCGUUUGGCGUUGUCCUGUAUGAACUUAUUUCAGCCAAAGAAGCCAUAGUCAGAUCAACUGAAUCUUCUAGUGAUUCAAAGGGACUGGUUUAUCUGUUUGAGGAGGCCCUCAACUCGCCGGAUCCAAAGGAAAGCCUUCAGACACUGAUUGAUCCAAAUCUAGGAGAAGAUUAUCCUAUUGAUUCCAUUCUCAAGAUGACACAACUCGCAAAGGUGUGCACACAGGAAGACCCCAAGCUGAGACCUUCCAUGAGAUCCGUUGUGGUUGCGUUGAUGACUCUCUCAUCCACAAGUGAGUUCUGGGACAUGAACAACCUCUAUGAGAACCAAGGUUUGGUCAACCUCAUGUCCGGGAGAUAAGAGACUUUGGUGCCGCCUGCCCACUGGCAAAAUUGUACAUUCGUGCUCAUUUGUACUGUAAUGAUGGCCACUACAUUGUUUUUGGCAUCUUUGUUUCUUUUUUGUUGUGUUCCUACUUCUUAGAGAACUUAGACACAUGUAACUCUGUAAGUCAUAUGUAUGAUAUUCACUUUUACAUUGCAGUGAAAAUAAAUAUAUUCACAUAUAGAGAUACCCCAGUUGCCCUGGUUUUAG